This is a messenger RNA of Peronospora matthiolae, 1416 nucleotides long. The record is from the annotation of a GenBank genome assembly. Lineage: Eukaryota; Oomycota; Peronosporomycetes; Peronosporales; Peronosporaceae.
AUGCGAGCCGAAUCGCGUCGGCCGACGCCGCAUCUCGGGGCUUUGGCUCAUGAUCGUAACCGCUACAAACACAAGGCGCCGGAUUUCUAUGCACUGGGUCAGCAGUACGCAGAGUUCCGACACUAUCUGCGCAAUGUGGACGAUGUCAAUUGCCGUGCUUCACUUGCGUGGGAUGACCCAUUUGCUGUCAGGGAACUGACGAAGACGCUGCUUCUGCAUGAUUUUGGGUUGCACUGGGAGAUUCCGAUCAAUCGGUUGUGUCCACCGUUGCCAAACCGAUUGAACUAUCUUCAUUGGAUCGAAGACUUGCUCCGUCAGGCCGAUUGGAGCAAGUUUGUCGGGCAGGAGCAAGAUCUAAAAACCACAGCAGUGAACGAGGAGAUUGUUUCUGGAAUCGAUGUAGGGACGGGGGCAAACUGUAUCUACGCGUUGCUUGGCGCAACGAUGAACAAGUGGAGGUUUAUCGCAACGGAGAUUGACGCCGAGUCUUUCGCGUGUGCGAAGGAAAAUGUAUCUCGCAAUCAUCUUGAGGCCUUCAUAACUGUCAAGCGUACACAUACGAAUCGAUUGUUAGCGGAGCCGUUAGAGGGGGAGCCACUGGGGCACAAAUUCCACUUUGUUAUGUGCAACCCGCCGUUCUUUGAUAACAUGGAUGAAGCAGACACAAAUCCUGAGUCGAGCUGCAUGGGUAGCACUAACGAAAUGGUAUUUCCAGGGGGCGAAGUUGCUUUCAUCGGGAGAAUGAUCGCAGAUAGCAAGGACUUGCAGAACCGCGUGCUCUGGUUUACCUCGAUGGUUGGCAGAAAAGCAAGUUUGCGCAAGCUUUUAGCUUUGCUUCGCGAGACGAAGGUGCGAAGCACUCGCACUACUGAGUUUUUUCAGGGACGAACCAAGCGGUGGGGAAUUGCUUGGACUUUUGCAGAAGAUGUGGCAGACACGUUGUCGGUUAAAGUACUGGGUAAGCGGAAGGAAGCUCAUCGCAAGCAGGAACUUCGUUUUCGACUGCCGUUGAAAAGUGAAGAAGCAGCACACGGUUGUACUUCGGUAGCCGAGGUUCACAUGAGAAUACGUGAAUUUGUUGACUCCGCGGAUGGGCUGCAGUUGUUAACGGAGAGUAAAGGUCAAACCAAUCAGGGCACGGAACACGAAGAGUGUCGUGAUCGGCGGAGGUUUCGGCUAGAACAGCACAAGCCGAAUCAAGAAACACCUGAUGAUGGUUUGACUCAAGUGCAUUGCGCCGGUCGAGUGGACGUGCUCUCACUGAAUGACAACGAGGGCGGGUUUGAGGUCUUCAUCGCUUUCGAGGAAGGCAAGCGGGCUGCGUUCUGGACAAUCGUCGAUAUGCUUCAAGCAGCCACGAUCCGCACCGGACGUCAGUGGAGAAGAGCGCUUCGACAACAGCAAUACCAUCAGUAG